Molecule: messenger RNA, 5767 nt
Organism: Morone saxatilis (striped sea-bass)
Lineage: Eukaryota; Metazoa; Chordata; Actinopteri; Moronidae
Gene: trpm3
Product: transient receptor potential cation channel, subfamily M, member 3
Exons: 26
Coding region: 1-5193 (1730 amino acids)
Biological process (GO): protein tetramerization; monoatomic cation transmembrane transport
Cellular component (GO): membrane
Molecular function (GO): monoatomic cation channel activity
Source: RefSeq, a predicted model, not a curated record
AUGGCUUCCAAGAAGAAGUGGGCUGAGCGGAGGGAGUUGCGCAGGGACCGGCCGUUCUCCACCCGGGAUGAUUCAUCUGUUGCGUCCGGGACAUCUGGGCCAGGGCGUCCCACCACCAGGGGGCGUUUCUCAGAGUCGUGGAAGAGGCUCAGCUCCAGAGGGGGGUCCACCAAGAGGGGGGUGCUCAACUCUCAGCAGCCACCGGCACAGAAAUCGUGGAUAGAAAGAGCGUUCAGCAAGAGAGAAUGUGUUCAUAUCAUAGUGAGUGCCAAAGACCCCCAUAGGUGCUGUUGUGGUCGUCUGAUAGGUCAGCAUGUGGGCCUGCCCCCGGGCAUCGCAUCCAGUCAGAAUGAUAAGGCAGAGCGUUUGGCCAAGAAUGACAGCCUGUCGGAGAAGUGGUCGAUCAGCAAACACACACAGCUUAGCCCCACUGAUGCCUUCGGCACCAUUGAGUUCCAGGGAGGAGGACACUCCAACAAAGCCAUGUACGUGCGAGUGUCUUAUGACACCAAGCCUGACCUGCUGCUCCACCUGAUGACCAAGGAGUGGCAGCUGGAUCUGCCCAAGUUGCUCAUCUCAGUCCACGGAGGCCUGCAGAACUUUGAAUUACAGCCCAAACUUAAACAGGUCUUUGGUAAAGGGCUCAUCAAGGCUGCCAUGACAACAGGAGCCUGGAUCUUCACUGGAGGGGUCAACACAGGGGUGAUUCGCCAUGUGGGUGAUGCACUGAAAGACCACGCCUCCAAGUCAAGGGGAAAGAUCUGCACCAUUGGCAUUGCUCCAUGGGGUAUUGUAGAAAAUCAAGAGGAUCUUGUUGGCAAAGAUGUGGUGCGUCCAUACCAGACCAUGUCCAACCCUAUGAGCAAGUUGACGGUUCUAAACAGUCUCCACUCCCACUUCAUCCUGGCAGACAAUGGCACCACGGGAAAGUACGGCGCUGAGGUCAAACUCAGACGCCAGCUAGAGAAACACAUCUCCCUGCAGAAGAUCAACACACGUAUUGGUCAAGGUGUGCCGGUGGUGGCUCUCAUCGUAGAAGGAGGCCCUAAUGUGAUCUCCAUCGUGCUGGAGUACCUCAGGGACACACCUCCCGUCCCUGUGGUGGUGUGUGACGGCAGUGGCAGGGCCUCAGACAUCUUGGCCUUCGGACACAAAUACUCUGAGGAGGGAGGCAUAAUUAAUGAGUCUCUAAGAGACCAGUUACUGGUGACCAUCCAGAAGACUUUCACCUACAGCCGCACACAGGCCCAACAUCUGUUCAUCAUUCUCAUGGAGUGCAUGAAAAAGAAGGAGCUGAUAACAGUUUUCCGGAUGGGGUCGGAGGGACAUCAGGACAUUGACCUUGCCAUCCUUACUGCAUUACUCAAAGGUGCCAACGCUUCAGCUCCUGACCAGCUGAGUUUGGCUCUGGCGUGGAACAGAGUGGACAUCGCCCGCAGUCAAAUCUUCAUCUACGGACAGCAGUGGCCUGUCGGUUCUCUAGAGCAGGCGAUGCUGGAUGCCUUAGUUCUGGACAGAGUGGACUUUGUCAAGCUGCUGAUUGAAAAUGGAGUCAGCAUGCACCGUUUCCUCACGCUUUCCAGACUGGAAGAGCUCUACAACACGAGACAUGGACCAUCCAACACGCUGUACCACCUUGUCAGAGAUGUCAAAAAGGGAAACCUGCCCCCGGACUACCGCAUCAGCCUCAUCGACAUUGGACUGGUCAUUGAAUAUCUUAUGGGCGGGGCAUAUCGGUGUAACUACACCAGGAAGAGGUUCAGAACUCUAUACCACAACCUCUUUGGACCCAAGAGGCCCAAAGCCCUGAAACUGCUGGGGAUGGAGUCGCCCAUAGAGUUUGCUCAGCUGGCAGUGGAACUUUUAGACCAGUCCUAUAAACAGGACGAGCAGAUGGCCAUGAAGCUGCUGACGUACGAGCUGAAGAACUGGAGCAACGCCACCUGCCUGCAGCUGGCGGUAGCAGCCAAACACAGAGAUUUCAUCGCUCACACCUGCAGUCAGAUGCUGCUGACCGACAUGUGGAUGGGACGCCUGCGCAUGCGCAAGAACUCAGGCCUGAAGGUAAUCUUAGGGCUGCUUCUGCCACCGUCCAUCCUGAGCUUAGAGUUCAAGAACAAGGACGAGAUGUCCUACAUGCCCCAGGAUCAGGAGGCCUACCUGCAGGAGAAGGAGGAGGAGGAGCCUGAGAAACCAGUCAAGGAGAAGGAGGAGGAAGACAUGGAGUUCACAGUAAGAUCUUACUGUGAGACGCAGUACAACUCCGUGGCAAUGCUGGGAAAGGUAACCACAGAGACAUCCAGAAAGAAGGAUGUUGACGAGGUUCAGAACCGCCACCGCCUCAUCCCCUUGGGACGCAAAAUAUACGAGUUCUACAAUGCUCCAAUUGUCAAGUUCUGGUUCCAUACGAUGGCGUACGUGGGCUACCUGAUGUUGUUCAACUACAUUGUCUUGGUCAAGAUGGACCUGUGGCCCUCUCCUCAAGAGUGGAUCGUCAUUGCUUACAUCUUCACCAACGGCAUUGAGAAGAUGAGAGAGAUCCUGAUGUCAGAGCCGGGGAAGUUGUUACAGAAGGUGAAGGUGUGGCUUCAGGAGUACUGGAACAUCACAGACCUCAUGGCCAUCCUUAUAUUCUCCGUUGGCAUGGUUCUGCGUCUCCAGGAGCCACCGCUCAUGAGCUACGGGCGGGUCAUCUAUUGCGUCAACAUCAUCUAUUGGUACAUUCGGCUGCUGGACAUCUUUGGGGUCAACAAGUACCUGGGUCCCUAUGUGAUGAUGAUUGGCAAGAUGAUGAUCGACAUGAUGUAUUUUGUGAUCAUCAUGUUGGUGGUGCUGAUGAGUUUUGGGGUGGCACGUCAAGCCAUCCUCCACCCUAAUGAAGACCCGUCCUGGAUGCUAGCUAGGAACAUCUUCUUCAUGCCUUACUGGAUGAUCUACGGAGAGGUGUUUGCUGACCAGAUUGACCAUAUGCAUAGUAGGAAGUUACAGCACAGGCUGAAUGAAAAACUCUGGCUGGUCGAAAAUUACUUUCGAACUCACGGAAGCUGGCGUAGUAACGGUCCAUUCCACAUUUCCCAGUGCAGUCAAACUCCCACCCCCUGUGGGCAGAACAUCACUACAGAGGAUGGGGCGGUGGUGGCCCUGCCUCCAUGUAAGACCGGGGCCUGGAUUGUCCCAGCCAUCAUGGCCUGCUAUCUGCUGGUGGCUAACAUACUGCUGGUCAACCUACUCAUAGCUGUGUUCAAUAAUACAUUCUUCGAAGUGAAGUCCAUCUCCAACCAGGUUUGGAAGUUCCAGCGCUACCAGCUAAUUAUGACCUUCCAUGAGCGCCCUGUCCUUCCUCCACCCCUCAUCAUCUUCAGUCACAUAACUAUGGUCCUCAAACAUCUGUGUUGUCGCUGGCGCAAGCAUGACGAUGACGAGAGAGACUAUGGACUGAAACUUUUCAUCACAGAGGAUGAGCUGAAGAAAGUCCACGACUUCGAGGAGCAAUGCAUAGAAGAAUACUUCAGGGAGAAAGAUGAUCGAUUCCACUCCUCUAAUGAUGAGAGGAUCAGAGUCACUUCUGAAAGGGUGGAGAAUAUGGCAAUGCGUCUGGAGGAAGUCAAUGAAAGGGAACACUUCAUGAAGGCCUCACUGCAGACGGUUGACAUUCGUUUGGCCCAAAUGGAGGAGCUGAUUGGACGAAUUGCUGUAGCACUGGAGCGUGUAACAGGUGUUGAGCGUGGGGAGGUCAACAAAGUACGUUCCCGGACUUCAUCUGACUGCACAGACUCAGCAUACAUACUGCGCCAGGGUGAGUGCCCAGAGGCAGCAUACAUCCUCCGUCAAAGCAGCUUUAACAGCACAGAAGGGAAUGCCUACCGCCUGCAGGAGGCUCUGGAGGGAACAGCGGAGGGCUCCAUGUCUCCUCCCUCUCCUACUAGCAUGACUACACGGACAAGAAGCCACUCAUUUUAUGUUGGAGGUGGUCGUGGUGGUGAACGUGCAAGUGGAGCUGAACGAGCUGAGAGCUUCUUCAAAGAACGCUCACUCAGUCUCCACCGAGCCAACAGCUCCCAAUCAGUAUCCUCAAGUGCCGCCCCCAAGGAGUCUAAGCCCCUCCCCCUGGCAACGCUGUCGGUCUCCCAGCAGCACCGUCCAUCGUCAUGCAUUGAUAUCUAUGUCUCAACUUCUGAGGAGGUGGGGCCUUCGGAAGUCUUUCUGGAUCCUCUCCGUGUGGUCCCACAGCUCCAGAGAGACUCCUCGCUACAAUCAGAUAUCAUAGAGACGGUGCUGCCGGGAGGCCGGGACUUCAGCAGCAUUGCCACCAGCGGUAUGGGCGACAGGCACUCGGAGGGUGGUGCAGGCAGCAGCGGAACAGCUGGAGCCAUGUUUGACGACAGUGCAGCUGCUGAUUUGUCAUUGUGCUCGGCCCACCUCUUACCAGACACCACUUUACCUCCGUGGGACAUGGAACCAUCCCCACCUCCCUCAGCAGGGCUGCUUGAGCGCUCUAAGAGUAGCCGCUACCUCUCUACAACAGGCACAGCAUUCCUGGAUGAGCCCACUCUGGUCAAGUCCCACAGCCUGAUGUUCACACCACGAGGCUGCUAUAGCGGACUGGGGGCAGGAGUCCAGGUAAAAGCUGCAGAGUACACCAGCAUCACUGACUGCAUCGAUACACGCUGUGUCUCAGCCCCAUACACUCCUGCAGAACGCUCACACUCCCCUGGAGGAUCCACCUCAUUCCCCUUUGAUAAGCCGUCAGACAUUGGUUCCUCUCACCCAGAGAGAGAGGCAGAGCUUAGUCACACGGAGUCUGAUCCAGAGGACCCUGAGGACCUGAUUCCAGCCCCUGAUACCCCUCGUCUAGGGGGCCUUAGUGGGCCCAGUGGGGCCCCUCUCUGCUCCCCCUUCUCCAGGCUGGAGCGAGCAAACAGCUGCUCCUCAGACGACUCCCAUCCUUCCCUCACGCUGGCCCCUCCGCACCGGAAGAGCCUGUCGGUGAGUGAGAGGAUGGAGAGGGGACCGGGUCUGGGGGCAGACAGGGGGCCUGGGCCGGGGGGCCGGGGUCUGGCAGGAACCAGAAACCCCUUCCUCAGGAGCAAGUCUGGAGCACGGCCUGAAACAGCCAAGACUGACAGCCUCUCCAUGAGAAAGCUGGCCACACCAUCAGCUUUCCGCAGCUUUGAUAGACAAAACUACACGUGACAAGAACACUGGUCAGCACACUCACACACUGAUAGGACCAGGGAGGAAUGAAGUGGCCAAGUGCAAAAGUAAAUGCAGGGUGAAGUUGUCCAUAGAUACUGAUCUGGACCAGAUCUACAGUUUUUUCACUUACGUUUUAGGUUAGAAAAGGUCGUACAAGUUUAUUCAUAGUCAGUGCUGGAGGGCAACUUUACCCUGUAAGGAUGGGAGAUGUAGGGGUCCUACUGUACACCAGUCAUAAACAAAGAGCUAUGAAUCUAGAGUAGUUUUUACCUCCUCUUGUAGCUAAGUAACUCUCAAUGGGGUGUUAUGGCAAUGGAAGGUGUAUUUGUACUGUAUGUCUUCCACCCACCACCUUUAUGUCAAGUAGACAUCUGUCACUGUGUUACAUCACAUAUCAAUCACGUUAGUCAGAGAAAGUAUACUGUUACUCCUAGCUGCAUUAUAUGGUAGAAACUGUUAGGUCUGAGAGACAAAGAGAGGAGAAGAAAAACAGCCACCUCAUUUUGUCAAUUUGUCUUCAGCAUAGAGUCAUUACUGUCUUAAAACUUUAAAUACAUUUUCCUCUUUUCAU